AUGAUGUCUGGAAGCGUUAAGGUGUACGUGGCGUGCACUUCGGUGCUAUAUCUCAAGUUUUUGACGGCUACGAUGAUUCAGGGCGCGAAAAAGUUUCCCACCGGUGGACGUCCUCCUGAAGACUCGAAAUUCUCGUCAGCCAAACGCAAACAAACUUUUGGCUUUGAUACGACCAAAGAUGUCAAAGCACUCGAGUCUGCCAAGCGCUGGGGGAGUAUUGUUAUGAAUGAUCUUGAAUCCAUUCCCUUUGGCCUUUUAAUCUUUGGUGCGGGUAUCAUGGCUGGAGCAGAUGCGAACGUUCACUACCAUGCGAUGAUAGCUUUUACAACGGCGCGGUGUCUGCAUACGUAUGCUUACGCGAAUGGGAAGCAACCCCUACGUUCAUUGUGUCAUGGCGUGGGGGUGACGGCUACGUUGGUUGGUCUUGGCAAUGCUGUUAGCACACUUCUCUAA
Messenger RNA from Peronospora belbahrii, 453 nucleotides. NCBI's taxonomy places the organism in Eukaryota, Oomycota, Peronosporomycetes, Peronosporales, Peronosporaceae. The record is from the annotation of a GenBank genome assembly.